Salvia splendens (bonfire salvia) is the source of this 570-nucleotide messenger RNA. Its product is annotated as phosphoglucomutase, cytoplasmic-like. Gene Ontology annotation, cellular component: cytosol. Lineage: Eukaryota; Viridiplantae; Streptophyta; Magnoliopsida; Lamiales; Lamiaceae. Gene Ontology annotation, biological process: carbohydrate metabolic process. The record is from RefSeq and is a predicted model, not a curated record. The transcript is spliced from 2 exons. Gene Ontology annotation, molecular function: phosphoglucomutase activity. Bases 1 to 570 code for a protein of 189 amino acids.
AUGCAGAAGGAUGUAUUGUCGACUCCUGCUCAUUCAGGCGCUGCGAGCCAAAGGAAUGCAGCCGUUGUGGAAGACAACACACUUGAGCAAGUUUGUGGAACAAGGCGGUUUGCAAGGUUGGCAGAGGAGAGUGCUACGGUAUUAAAGGGAGCUAAUUUGUUUUCGAGGAAGGAGUUGUUUGUUGAUGAUAUUCAAGACUUCAAAAGAGCUUAUGCUAGACGAAUAAUUGUGGAAGAGUUGGGUGCAAAGGAAAGCUCCUUGCUUAAUUGUGCUCCCAAAAAAGAUUUUGGCAGAGGACAUCCUGAUCAUAAUCUGACAUAUGCAAGGGAACUAGUGGCUCGUGUGGGGUUGAGCAAGUCAGACAACAAUCUGGACCCGCCAGAGUUUGGUGCGGCAGCAGAUGGAGAUGUUGACCACAAUAUGGAAUUCGGAAAAGGGUUCUUUGUCGCCCCAUCUGAUUUUGUUGUUAUUAUAGCUGCAUAUGUUGUUCAACCUAUAUCCUAUUUUCCCGGUGGACUUAAAGGAGUUGCACGGAGCAUGCCCACAUUAGCUGCUCUUGAUGUUCUUUGA